Molecule: messenger RNA, 945 nt
Organism: Mycotypha africana
Lineage: Eukaryota; Fungi; Mucoromycota; Mucoromycetes; Mucorales; Mycotyphaceae
Exons: 1
Coding region: 1-945 (314 amino acids)
Biological process (GO): positive regulation of transcription by RNA polymerase II
Cellular component (GO): nucleus
Molecular function (GO): zinc ion binding; sequence-specific DNA binding; DNA-binding transcription factor activity, RNA polymerase II-specific
Source: RefSeq, a predicted model, not a curated record
AUGUCUGAUUCAAUCAUUUCAAAUACUGUUAGAACAACCUUAUCAACCCCACCCUCACCAUCGUAUAGUAAAAGGCAGCGUAAUACUACCAUCAAUCAUAACAGCAAUGAUAAUGGCAAUAAAAGAAGACUGAAAGUUCUAAGCGCUUGUAAUGAAUGUCGACGUAAAAAAAUCAAAUGCGAUGGGAAAGAACCCUGCGUCUGCUGUAUCAAGUCAAAUAAGCGGGUUAUCUGCAAAUAUACAACGACAGCUUCCAGUGAGAAGCUUGGAGGUAGAGCCAUCCUACCAACAAAAAGACAAUCACAUAACAGCGAUCGACAUCAUCCUUAUCCACAUAAGCAACAGAAAAAUGAUAUUCCACCAUUAUCAUUAACUUCUAUCAAUACGACAACAACUAGCUCCACAACUACAACGACCACAUCUUCUAUGACUUCGAUACAAUCCAUCGAAUCUCGAUUAGCUGCUAUUGAAGACGUUCUUCAUAGCUUCGUAAGAAGACAUCAGCAACUGAAACUAGGAGAUCAAUAUGAAAAUGAAGACUCCGUACCUCAACAGCAACAAGAAUUAGUACAAAAGAUUCGUGAAGAAGUGUCUGAACUACGCCGCAUCCAAUUGCCUCCUUUACGGCACGAUUCCAGCUUCCCUUCUUCCCCUGUUAGUCCUACUUCUAAUAAGCAACAGUCUGCUUUUAUUCGACCUUCCAUUUCCAACCAUUAUCCAUACUAUAGCCCUUUUUCAACUUGCAGUAAUUCUCCUACUAGCAGUAACAGUGGCAGUAGUCCCUUGCGAGCUACCCGUAUAGGUUCUUUUGCUGGGUCUGGAUCUUCCUUUACUCCUGGCAGUGCUCCUCUUAAUACUUCUGCUUCUGCUGCUGGUUCAGCAAAUGUAGUUUCUCAUAAUCAUUACUAUUCUCAUCACUCAUACUCUAAUAACAGUGUCUAUUAG